CCUUCUUCGGACUUCAUCGCAGGUAUUAAUUAUUCUUAGUACCAGGCACUAUCUUCGCCACCAAAAGUUCUGUAUAGGACGCGUGAAAACCUUUCAAAUUUACAACUACUUUUGAAUCUCUUUUCAAAACCUAUCAUCGAACUAUUUGCGCGAGUUCUUGUCGGAUUUUCAGCUUUUAGAAAAAUGUCUGCCAGCCCAUCUCCUUCCGCCGGUGGCGAUAGCAAGUCAAAUGAACAGGUCCAUUUCCGUUUUUGUCGCGAAUGCUCGAACUUACUUUACCCGAAAGAAGACCGCGUCAACAACCGUUUGAUGUUUACGUGUCGAACCUGCCAUGUCGGCGAGCCCGCAAGCUCAUACUGCGUCUAUCAAAACAAGCUCAACAGUCAAGUCGGAGACACAGCUGGUGUGACUCAGGAUGUGGGAUCUGAUCCUACGGUUUGUCUCCCAGGUUUCUGUGCUCAUUGCGGGGAGGAGAUCACUUGUUUUUCUUGCGGCCAGCCCACUGAAGAUGAGUUGUCCGAAGAUGAUUAUGAGGGAUUCCCAAUGCUUUGAGAAAGGGCUCAAAUUUGUGUCAUGGAGAGAUUUCAAGUAAUCUUGCGAUUUCCCUGGCUAACAUGCUCUCUCUCGUUCUAGCUUCCCCGGUCGAACAAGCUCUGCC
This is a messenger RNA of Aspergillus pseudonomiae, 658 nucleotides long. RefSeq names its product DNA-directed RNA polymerase II core subunit RPB9. The record is from RefSeq and is a predicted model, not a curated record. Gene Ontology annotation, biological process: DNA-templated transcription; transcription initiation at RNA polymerase II promoter; transcription-coupled nucleotide-excision repair. Bases 184 to 552 code for a protein of 122 amino acids. Gene Ontology annotation, molecular function: DNA-directed RNA polymerase activity. The transcript has 2 exons. Gene Ontology annotation, cellular component: RNA polymerase II, core complex. Lineage: Eukaryota; Fungi; Ascomycota; Eurotiomycetes; Eurotiales; Aspergillaceae.